GUCCGGACUGUGCUACAGACAAAUGAGCCCCCACACCCCCUACGGCUUAUAGUUCCUACUAGGAAACGUUGACUUGUUUCUGGGGGUGAAUUGGCGCCAUCUUCCGGGAAAUAUAAGCUUCAGGCACGAUUUAUUUUUAGUUUAGCAACUUAUUCCUAAUCACAAACUAACGAGUGCUCUUAUGUUUUCAGGAGAUUAGCCGUUAGUCCGUGUAAAUGGCGAAAAGGUUCCUUUAUUCUCCAAGCCGAAGUUUUAAGUUUCGGGAAGCUUCUUUCGACCUGCUCACAGAUUUCCUCAUUAAUCUCAACAAAAGAAACAAAGAUAACCUCAACGAUUUAUCAAAAUGUAGCGGAAGCUUUAAAGAUAAAAGACUAGUGGAAUACAUCUUCCUGAUCACUAGAGAACUAAGACUUGAUCCACUAGCUGGAUACCAUGCCAUUGAAUUACUUCAAAGGUUCAUGGUCAAGCACCUCACAGAUUUGUUGACCACACCCCCGCGCCAAGGUGCCGCUUCUGAGUCACCGAGAAGUCACGAGGAUGCUGUGUUUGCCAAGCUCCAGGAGAAAUUCCCCCUCAUCAUCUUCUCCUGCGUGCAGCUUGCAAGCAAACUGUCUCUGCACAGUCAUAUAAUCGACAACAAUACUGCCGUACGCUUUCUGCAUUCAGUCGGCUAUAGUGUUUCCAAGCAGACUGUCCUGGAAUCAGAGCUGAUGAUCUUAAAAGGGCUUGAGUUCAGGCUAAAUGCCCCUAACCCACUGACAUAUGUGGAAAUCCUUCUGGAGGUUCUUGGACACAAUGAGCCAUCCAUCCCCGUGGAGCGCCUGUAUCACCUGUGCCACCACGUUCUCCAGUUCGUCAGCCUACAGAGGACCGCCAUCUUCAACUCCUUGUUAGUGAUGACCACUCAGUGUGUCAGCCCGUCCACAGAACAGCGAGAGAAGUUUGUGACAGUGACUGAAGACUACAUGCUUCUUGGUGUCAGUGUCAUUGCUGUGGCUUCGUUCAUCUACUAUGUCAGAAAAUGGCAGCAGGUCGUGGGAGAACUGAGUCACAUCACAGGAAUCUCGAGGAGGAGCAUCAGCGAUUUCGCUCAUGUGACACUGAUGCACAUUGUUAGUAACAGUUCCUCUGUAACAUCAACUUGAGUCUUGAUAACACUCAUUCACUGAAUUCUGCUUUACGCUCUUACUUUUUAUGGUUAAGGUUGUUUUCUAGCUGUAGAUAUUGGUGCAGGACACGAACUGUGCGCCUAAGUGAGUUGAUUCGAUUAAAACAAAGCAACAUGUGGGUACUGAAAUACCUCAUGUGAUGAAAUAGUGCCUAAAGAAUAAAGCACUAUAGAGUCGUUACAUUCUUAAAAUAUUAUUAAAAUGUUUGUUAGCGACAGACAUGUGUCUAGAUUAUUUAAUUCUACAUUCUGUAAAACAAAAUACUGAUGUUGCAGUUGUGAAAAUACAUUUUGAAAAGUUAACCCGUCAGUAUAGGUUAAUGUCUAAAUCUCUUAUAACCUUAUGAACACUUGAUACUUGUGCAAAAUGUAAUAAACAUUGUAUGAAACAGUAA
Messenger RNA from Dicentrarchus labrax (European seabass), 1563 nucleotides. RefSeq names its product cyclin N-terminal domain containing 1 (gene cntd1). Lineage: Eukaryota; Metazoa; Chordata; Actinopteri; Moronidae. Gene Ontology annotation, cellular component: site of double-strand break. The transcript is spliced from 7 exons. Gene Ontology annotation, biological process: reciprocal meiotic recombination. The coding region runs from base 216 to 1145 and encodes 309 amino acids. The record is from RefSeq and is a predicted model, not a curated record.